AUGUGCGUAGAGUGCUGGCUCAUUGCAUCCUCCGCGUGUAUUGCUGAGAAGCCAUCAAAAUCUUUGCCUGAGCAGGGUCUAAUAGCUCUAUGCAAUCAAUCCAUACACCCCGCGAUAAUACUCGCUCCUAUGAAGAAGCCAGUAUCUGAACAUCCAGGAACCGAAAGUCCAAGAUUUAGCAUCUCGAAUGCUUUCAAAACGUACUCAAUAGUGGAAGUUCGAAAUGCUGAUCUGAACUUCUUUCAUGCUGGAAUAUUUUGCACAACGAGUGCCAAAUGUCGAUCACCUACUGACGCCUUACUCUUGCCCUCCAAGGGCGACUCUAUCAGAGGUCAUAGCGGCUGGCCUCCGGGCAACUGA
Molecule: messenger RNA, 360 nt
Organism: Botrytis deweyae
Lineage: Eukaryota; Fungi; Ascomycota; Leotiomycetes; Helotiales; Sclerotiniaceae
Exons: 1
Coding region: 1-360 (119 amino acids)
Source: RefSeq, a predicted model, not a curated record